ACGGAACGUGGGAACAGCAGGAAAAAAUUGAACAGACGGAAGAAAUUCAGAAUGGUGCACCGCGUCCAUGCGGCUUAUUGACUUUGAUCUGUAUUUGGGCUCUACAAAACUGCUUCAAUUCAAGUUGUUUGAGAGACCCAGGGUGCGUGUUUUGGGAGAAAAUUCAUUCUGGGAUGCAGAGUACGGUUGUUGGCGUUUUGUAAAUGCACGAACUGUGAUUUGAUCUCACUGGUUGGAUUGGAUUGUUCAGUUCAGAGUCCCGGAAAUACAGUUCAGCCUUCAGAGGCUGUGUCUAAUACAUAAAGGAGGAUUGACCUAGUCAGUAACCCUGUUGAAGAGAGGAAGGGCGGUUGGAGAAGACUCUUCAUCAUGUCCAUGGAUUAUGUAAAUCCUCUAGUGCAGAAUAAGAGACAGCGGGAGGAAGAGCACAGCCAGUGGGACUGCCAGCCGAAAAGAGCAUGCACUGGACUGGGAAGAUGCAUCGAGGUCAGAUGUGAUGUUGUGAUGGACAGCCCAAUGGACUCAUGGGACACUCCACAAGUUGGCCAUCAAAACAGCGCCAAUGCAAAUCACCACGUCACCACUAUGGUUCUUGGCACAGCUCAGCAAUCCUGUCCGAGAUGCAUGGCAGGAGAACCGGGCCAUAUAAAUCAUAUCAUGCAGAGGUAUUGAUCACAAGGUCAGACAGGUCCUGGAGAGGAUGAAUAAGGAAGCAGACUGCACGGAUCGCUGGGAGUGGAGGAGCAGCCUGCACUUUGGCCAGUUCAUAUCACAGCCCAUCUUGUGCCUUAUUUAUAACCACAAGUACUUGACUUCUCAGUUCUAAUGUAGCCUGUGUGUGUGUUUUUAAAAUCAGCACUUAAAUGACUGCUGAUUUAAUGUAAGGGCUGGCCACAGGUAUUUACUAGUAAUUUCAGGUUAACACAUUCAAUAUGAGUGCUAAUUUAAGUACUACUACAGUGUAGUUUGCAGGGCAUUCAAUGAUUUUAAAGAAAUCUGUAUUUCAUUGAAUUCAUUUGUGUAUUUAGUAUAGACCAAAUGUGUUUCAAAUUAUUACUAUAUCUUGUUUAGUUUUUUUUCCAAAAGUAUUACACAAUGCAAUGAUGCAUUUUUAGGUGAUUUUGUAGAAAUAUUUCAAAGGGAAUGUUUUAUUAAAAACAGGAAUAGCCAUUGAAUUUUCUUGUUUUUAACCAGUUCCAUUAAUUUAGUUAUAAACUGUAUAAUAUUGUACUGUGUGUAUAUACAGUAGAGAUUGGUCCUUGUAAAAUCUGGCAAGUGGUUAAAUUUGCACUGAAACCCAUUGUUUGAUUAUAAAGGCUAUUUCCCCCCAUUUCUUUCAUUUUUUUGUUGUUGCAUUUUUAACAUUUAAAAACAGUAUUUACAUGCUGAUGUUAUUUUUUCCUGUUGCAAAUGCUGUUAUGUGAAUAAUUACUUGUGAACAUGAGGGAAAAAUCACAGAUAUAUAUUUUUUUGUAACAAUUUAUAACAAUGUAAUUAUGUAACACUUUACAUAAAGUCUAAUUUGAGUAA
Ictalurus punctatus (channel catfish) is the source of this 1530-nucleotide messenger RNA. RefSeq lists its product as uncharacterized. Lineage: Eukaryota; Metazoa; Chordata; Actinopteri; Siluriformes; Ictaluridae. The transcript is spliced from 4 exons. The record is from RefSeq and is a predicted model, not a curated record. Bases 370 to 672 code for a protein of 100 amino acids.